Molecule: messenger RNA, 270 nt
Organism: Echinostoma caproni
Lineage: Eukaryota; Metazoa; Platyhelminthes; Trematoda; Plagiorchiida; Echinostomatidae
Source: the annotation of a GenBank genome assembly
AUGGACCGAAUCCACUUCAAAUCAUCCACUGACCAACGGCAUCGAGAGACAAGCGAGGACGACCAUCAGGUGCGAACCCUGUCAGAACGCCCGACGGAGCCACAUCAGUCAGAUGCACUGACACAACCAAUCGAAGCACAAGGACACGAACAUGAAGAGGAGGAGCCAACGAUUGCAUUCCGCAGGUCUAUCCUUCAGGCGAACCAGAUUGACGAGGUGCUCUUGAAGGAAGAGAGUUGUAGUGAUCCAUACUUACGUGACCGCGUUUAA